Messenger RNA from Neoarius graeffei (lesser salmon catfish), 5508 nucleotides. Its product is annotated as GTPase IMAP family member 8-like. The coding region runs from base 445 to 4203 and encodes 1252 amino acids. Gene Ontology annotation, molecular function: GTP binding. Lineage: Eukaryota; Metazoa; Chordata; Actinopteri; Siluriformes; Ariidae. The transcript has 6 exons. The record is from RefSeq and is a predicted model, not a curated record.
AUAUUCAAAAAUUACCGUGCCACAAUGCCGGAUACUUGCAUGGCAUAUAAAUGCCACAACAGGAGAGGUCAGAAAACAGGAAGAAAGUUUCAUAGGCUGCCACGGGACCCUGACAGGCGCGCAAAAUGGAUUGCUGCUAUCGGAAGUUUGUGUGGAUUUAUAUGUAAAUCCACACAAACAUAUAUGUUUUUGUUAGAAUUGUGGAUGUAUCGUAAAGGUAUUCUAUGAUGGCUCUCUGUUUUUUUUAUGUCGUGGUCGUGAAAACUCCGUCCGGUAAGCCAUAAGGGUCACAAAUCUGUAGACCGUUUAUUUUAGACAUGUAUCUAAUUAUCUGAUCCAAACAACAAGAACAAGGCAUGGGUACCGACUGGAAGGAGCGAUCACUGGCGCCUGUGCAGUGACCAUUUCAUCUCAGGGUUUUUAUGCCCUAAGAGAUGUAAAAGCAUGCCGAUAUCUCCACCCACAAUGUCUGAAGUGAGAAUUGUGCUGCUGGGGGAAAAUGUUCUCCUGACCAGUAGAGUGGGAAACUUCAUCCUGGGCAGAUCUGCAUUUGAGACUGAACUUCAUCUUCCUUCAGUAAAGCUGCACAGUGAGAGAGCCAGUGGUCACGUGGAGGGAAGAACCGUCAUCAUCAUCAACACGCCUCAUCUCUAUAAUCCAGAUCUCUCUCAGGAGGAACUGGCUCAGAGAGUAAAGGAGUGCAUUUCUCUCGCUCAUCCUGGACCUCAUGUGUUUCUGUUAGUGCUUCAGUCAGAAAAAUUCACACAUGAGCAACACGACAGAGUCAGAAGCAUAUUGGAAACUUACAGCCCGCUGUCUCGGAAACGCUCAAUAAUGAUAACUACAGGUGAAGACCAUGGAUUCAUCAGUGAAUGUGAAUUUAGACACCACAGAAUUCAGAAUGUAUCUAAAUUCAAUAAACAUCAGGUCCUUCAGCUUUUGUGGAAAAUAGAUGCAGUGGUGAAGGAGACCGGGGGAAGUGCGCUACAAGAGAAGAAACACUCAGGAACACUGAGAAGACAUCAGGAACAUUUAAGUGAAAAAACAGCAAAAACAGUAAAGGAACAACUGGAGGAGAGUAAAGUGUCUGAAGUGAGAAUUGUGCUGCUGGGGGAAAAUGUUCUCCUGACCAACAGAGUGGGAAACUUCAUCCUGGGCAGAUCUGCAUUUGAGACUGAACUUCAUUUUUCUUCAGUAAAGCUGCACAGUGAGAGAGCCAGUGGUCACGUGGCGGAAAGAACCGUCAUCAUCAUCAACACGCCUCAUCUCUAUAAUCCACAUCUCUCUCAGGAGGAACUGACUCAGAGAUUCAAGGAGUGCAUUUCUCUCGCUCAUCCUGGACCUCAUGUGUUUCUGUUAGUGCUUCAGUCAGAAAAAUUCACACAUGAGCAACACGACAGAGUCAGAAGCAUAUUGGAAACUUACAGCCCACUGUCUCGGAAACGCUCAAUAGUGAUAACUACAGGUGAAGACCAUGGAUUCAUCAGUGAAUGUGAAUUUAGACACCACAGAAUUCAGAAUGUAUCUAAAUUCAAUAAACAUCAGGUCCUUCAGCUUUUGUGGGAAAUAUAUGCAGUGGUGAAUGAGACCGGGGGAAGUGUGCUACAAGAGAAGAAACACUCAGGAACACUGAGAAGACAUCAGGAACAUUUGAGUGAAAAAACAGUAAAGGAAAACCUGGAGGAGAGUAAAGAAUUAAAAGAGACUCCACAUUUGAACCUAGUGCUGCUGGGAAUGGAAGAAUUAACGGCCUCAGUGUCUAAAAUAUUAUUGGGUAAAAAGUCCUCACUGGUCCAGUCAGAGUCCAGCUCCGAGUGUGUGGUAAGGAAGGGAGAAGUGUGUGGAUACCUGAUAACGCUGGUGGAGAUGCCCGCUCUCUACAACACUCGACUCUCAGAACAGGAAGUGAUGCGUCAGACUCGACACUGUGUCUCUGUCUGUGAUCCUGGAGUCCAUGCUUUCUUUAUCAUGGUUCCUGGAGGUCUCAGUGAUGAAGAUAAAGCAGAAAUAAAGAUGAUUCAGAGGGUCUUCAGCUCCAGCAUUAAUGACCAUGUCAUAUUCCUCAUCAACCAGCAGUCGCAGAAGGAACAGAUAGAUCAGACUCUUCAGUCUGUGAUAAAGACACAUGGAGGACGAUCUAGAUUCUACAGCAGCAAAACAAAAGCAGAUGAUCUGUUUAUCUGUGUUAAAGAUCUUCUUAAAAACAACAACAAUCGUCUGUACACGAUGGCCAUGUACGCUGAUGCCCAGGUUGAAACACAGCUGCAGUACAAAAGAGAAAUUGAAAAUCUGCAACAACAAGUGACUGAACUCAAGAGGAGGACUCAAACAGAAGAUUUAUCAAAAAGCCCUGACGCUCUCAGAAUUGUGCUGUUGGGGAAGACAGGAGUUGGGAAGAGCGCAUCAGGAAACACCAUUCUGGGGAAAAACGUAUUUCAAGAAAUUAUGUCACUUCAGUCAGUUACCACUGCGUGUCAGAAAGAGACAGUAGAGCUCGGUGGGAGACGGAUUACUGUGAUCGACACUCCAGGACUGUUUGACACAAAUACUGAUAAUGAAGAAAGCAAGAAAGAGAUUGUUAAAUGCAUAUCGAUGGCAGCACCUGGUCCUCACGUGUUCCUGCUGGUGCUGAAAAUCGGACAACGCUUCACACAGGAGGAGAGAGAGGCAGUGAAAUUCAUUGAAAAGACUUUUGGUAGAAAAUCUAACACAUACACCAUCGUACUCUUCCCCUUUGGUGAUCUACUUAAUGAACAGCCAUUUGAACAGUUUAUUCAAACUGCUGGGCCAGAAGUAAACAAACUUCUGUGGGCCUGUGGUAAACGAUAUCAGGUGUUCAGCAACGGUGAUAAAUCCAGCAACACUCAGGUGUCAGAGCUCCUGGAUAAAAUCGACUCAAUGGUGAAGGUGAACGGAGGAGGCUACUACACUAAUGAGAUGUUCCAAGAGGUCGAGGAAACUCUAGAAAAGGAAAAGGAGAGAAUACUGAAAGAGAGAGAGGAGCAGAUAGAGAGAGAGAAAGAAGAACUGAAGACCAAGCAUAAAGCUGAAAUGGAGGACAUGAGGAGAGAGAUGCAGAAACAAAAAGAAAGACAAGAGGCAGAGGAGAGAAGAAAAGAGGAAGAAUUUAAACAGAGAGAAGAGCAAAUAAAAAGAGAUAUGGAAAAAAGGGAACAACAGGUAAGACAGGACUUUCAGAAGAGAAAAGAUGAUGAUGACAUGAAGAUGAAGGAAUGGAUGCAACAAAUAAACAGAGAGAGAGAGGAGAACAGGAAACAGUGGGAGAGACAAAGACAGGAAGAUCAGAAACGGAGAGAUCAGGAGGAGGAGGAAAGGAGGAGGAGAGAACAAGAAUGGAAGGAGAAACAGAGAGCAGAAAAUGAGAAGUUUCAAAAAGAAAAAGAAGAAAUGAAAAUUAAAAAAGAAAAAGAAUUAAAGAAACUACAACAGGAGUAUAAACAGAAGGCAGCAGAAGAAGACAGUAGAAGAAGGGAUUUAGAAGAAAAGAUAAAGGAUGCAGAGGAAAGUAAAAAGAAGGAACUACGGGAUCUUCAGUUAUCUCAGCAACGAGAGUGGGAGCAGAGGAUGAGGGAGGAGGAGGAGGAGAGAAACAAACAGCAGGAGGUCUGGGAGGAAAGAAUUGCUGCUAUGGAGGAUGAAUGGCAUUCAGAUCAGAUUAGGAAGGAGAGGCAAUAUGAGCAGGAAAGACAGAAAGAAAAGGAGGAGAGAGAUUUAAGAGAGAAGGAAAGAAAAGAGAAAGAAGAACAAGAAAGGAAAAGAAUAGAAAAUGAAUUGAAUGAAAAGAUCAGAAAUAUGGAGGAACAACUAAAGGCACAAAGAGAAAAAGAUGAGAGAGAAAGAAAGGAAAAGGAGGAAGAACACAAAAAAGAAAUGGAGGAAAAACUACGGAAACAACAGGAAGAUUUCAGAAAGGAGAAAGAAGAAGAAGAAAGAAAACACAAGGAGGAGGAGGAGAGAAAUCUUGCCUUCACUACAGAGCAGCACAAGAAAGAACUGGAGACCCAGAAAGCACAGACAGAAGCAGCAGCCAGGAAACAGGCAGAGGAAGAAUUUAAAACUCAACUUGAUGCAGAAGUUAAAGAGGCGAAGCGUAAAGGGUUUGCAGAGGGCCGUGCACACGUCGAGUCAGAAAGAACAACACCAGGCAGAGCUAUCGAUGGAUUUAUUAAUUAUUUCUACUAAAAUGAAGAACAAAAGGAAACUGAAUGAAAGCUUGUUUGAAAUUCAUUCAGACUUGAUGUUUUUAAUCCACAUUUUUUAGUUAAUAUCAGUUUAUCAGUAGAUUAACAUGUGAUUUAUAUCAACAGCAUUAUGCUUUGUUUCAGGUCGGUUUGCCUCUAUUUUAAUUACAUUGUGGGUUUUUUGUCACAUAAAAUUAGAUUCUGUAUUUUUUAAUAUAAAUAUCUUAUUUCUGUUUCUGCGGUUACUGAUCUACUGGGGUUUAAAUCUGAAGCACAACGACGCAGUUACACUCCAUAUUCCUUUAUUUUACCUCCAAAUGGACCAUUAAUCAAUCAGAGAUGCACGACAUGGACAAAAGUCCCUGAAUAUAAUAUAUUUGUGUUUGUUGUGUGCAUUAAUAUGGAGUUCACGCACUCUUCACUGCUGUAACAGACCAAUUCACAGAUACCAACAUCACUAACAAGAAAUUCACAGCACAGAGAGAAACACAUUGUUACCACUGAUCGUGUAUAUCAGUGGAGAAAACGGAUAUUUAACUGCAAUUUGCAGAAAUGUUUGUAUUUAAAAGCAACCAGCUGAAUGCAUAAACAAAUAUUAUUUGGUUAUUAUACAACAUUUACAGAAGUGUAGUUGCUCUGCAGUGUGCUCCAUGUCCAUAGAACAACAAACUGCCUUUAAAUGCAGUGGAAGAGUUUUAUUACCUCGCCGGGGCGGAGUCCACCAGGGGGCGAGGCAUUGUUUUCAGUGGGGUUUGUUUGUUUGUUUGUAUGUUUCUUUGUUUUUUGUUAAUGAUACUACAGGAAAACAGCUGGACCAAUCCUCAUGGUACCCUCUAUACUGAAAUAUCUUAAAUGGCGACUCGCACAGUACUUUCAGCUCGGUUCUUGUUCUUGUUUGUCACAGAUAAAAUAAUUGCAAAUUAUGUAUGUAAACAAAGUGCUGUAAUCUUUGAAAUAAGCAUUUUUUCAUUGCUAUGCUUACUAUUAUUAUAAAUAUAAUUUUUGUUAUACAUUUUAAAAUUAUUCAUAUUCAAAUCUCCAAAUUUGAUAAAUCAUCACAUUUAAAAUGUUGUUCUGAAUGAUUUCAUUCCUGGCCAUCUGAAAGACACACAGAGACACAUUAAUAAACAGCCAGUAAUUAGAUGCAGGUGUUACAUGUUUAUUCCAUGUUCCCUGUUGGUUCAGCCUGACUCCUCGCUGUUAACAGCUGACGCUCAGCCACGCCCUCACUGCCACAAUCUCGUUAUAACUGUAUUCCAAAACUUUGGUUCCCUAUUAAAAAAAUAAAUAAAUAAAUUCACUUCAA